CCACUAGAACCAAUGAGUUUUGUAAGAUUCAUUGACUUGAACACGGAAGUGGGAUUGGGAAUGAGUUUGUUUUGAUUUGGAACAUUAUUUUUGUGGAGUAAAAGAAAGACCACUGAAUUUAGGACGUGUCGGGGGCUCGUUGAUACCAAAGACUCCAUAUUCACUCCUUGCUGUGUGAAAAGUGAAUGUGAUCAGGAGGACCCAUGUCAAGAAACCAUACUAUCUAAAUAACCAAAUACUGAUUCCACUGAAAAUGUCUAAACUACAGUCGUUGCGUGUGUUUUUAAAUGAGCGUUUAACCGCGGCUGCUGUGGAGAUUUUCGGUGCAGUUGAGAAAACGGUAGUGGAAUACCAGGAGGAGAAUGAUCGGCUACGGAGACUGCUGCGGAGGGCACCGGAGAUACCACUAUGUAGAAUAGACUCGCUGCAGCUCUCUGUCUCUGAAGAGGAGGUUCCCCCUGAGCAGCAGCACUGUGAGCAGGAGUGGAGCCCCAGUCUGGAACAGAAGGACCCAGAGACCAAACAGAUUAAAGAGGAACAGGAGGAAGUCAGGACCAGUCAGGAGGAAGAGCAGCUUCAAGGUCUGGAGCCUGAUAUCAUGAAGUUCAUAUUCACUCCUUCCUGUGUGAAAAGUGAAUGUGAUCUGGAGGACCCACUUUGGUCCUUGACUCUUCCCCAAACCCAGACUGUGGAGAACAGAGAGAGAGACUCUAAACCAGUGGAUCCCAAACCUUUUGUCACUGUGACCCACAUUAAGGGUCUCUACAUUCCCUGUGACCCUCCAGGUAAUCAAAACAAUGCCUCCAGACACAGUUCAGCUGUAAGCAAUGACCCAGUAGGACUUGACAGUAGCCCACCAUUGGAUCCCAGUCCACCAUUGGAUCCCAACCCACCAAUGGGGGAACACUGUUCCAAACUCUGCACCACGCCGAGAAAAACUAGCCACUUUCGUGACUGUGGUGAAACGUUUGCUCUGAAAGCUGAACUGCAGAGACAUGUGACUCUUACCAAGAAGAGACUCAGUGAAUGCAGCUUCGGCAAUAAACUCAACAACUCCACCUGUAAACUGAAGGCCCAUGUCCAACUCUGUCACAGUGGGAAACUCUGUAUCUGUCCAGUUUGUGGAAAGAUCAUCAAAUACAAAGGAGAUCUGUCCAGGCACCUGAGUAUUCACACAGGAGAGAAGCCAUUUGGCUGUGGUGACUGUGGGAAAAGCUUCUAUCAGAAGGGAGACCUAAGGAAACAUAUACUGACUCACACACAACAGAAACCAUUUAGCUGUGGUGUCUGUGGGAAAAGCUUCUAUCAGAAGGGGAACCUUACAGAUCAUAUAAGGACUCACACAGGAGAGAAACCAUUUAGCUGUGGUGACUGUGGGAAAAGCUUCAAUUUGAAGGGGAACCUAAGGAAGCAUAAACUGACUCACACAGGAGAGAAACCAUUUAGCUGUGGAGACUGUGAGAAAAGCUUCACUCAAAAGUCUAACCUGCUGACGCAUGUGAAAAACAUCCACAAAGGAGGAAAGCAGGAUGAAAAUUAGGACAAAGACCUUCUGUCGGAAGAUGGGAAUUAAAAGGCAGGAUGUGGACAACAAACGCAAAGCAACUCUGGAUCAUUCAUGAUGUGGGAUUCAGAUAAAUACAUGUGUGGUAAACAUAUUUUUGUAAAGCUUUCUAUGUAAAUAAAGUUUGAUUUGAUUUCAAUGAUGAUGUAAUAAUCCAACAGUUCAGAGUUCACUAUUUGCAAGUGAGGUGGUCCUCCCCUAAUCGUUUGCAUCGGCCUGAUGGUUAUAUCAGCACAUUUUCUGAACAUGUGGUCAUUUAAGAUGUGUAUACAAUUAUCUUUGUUUUUGUGGAUAAAUUUACUUCUGACAGAUAUCUUUUAUGAAGCUUUGCAUUUUAGAAUGUCUCUAAAUGUACUGAGAGAAUGGUCUGACUUGAUGUUUUCGAUAUAUUAAAACGUUUACUUUACAGAAAA
This is a messenger RNA of Oncorhynchus masou masou (cherry salmon), 1977 nucleotides long. Its product is annotated as zinc finger protein 792-like. The transcript is spliced from 2 exons. The record is from RefSeq and is a predicted model, not a curated record. Gene Ontology annotation, molecular function: RNA polymerase II cis-regulatory region sequence-specific DNA binding; DNA-binding transcription factor activity, RNA polymerase II-specific. Gene Ontology annotation, biological process: regulation of DNA-templated transcription. Bases 254 to 1540 code for a protein of 428 amino acids. Lineage: Eukaryota; Metazoa; Chordata; Actinopteri; Salmoniformes; Salmonidae.